AUGACCAGCAAUAAAGACCAAUAUCUCGCCAUUCGGUAUCCUCUGCGCUCAAGAGAGACCAGAACUCCUCGUAACGCUCUGACCUCCAUCAGUCUUGUGUGGGCUGUAUCGCUGUUCUUCUCCAGCCCUUAUCUCAGCUACUACCAGCAGAUGGAUCUAGACGGGACCACCGUUUGCAUCCCAGCAUGGAACACCCAUCAUCGUCGAGCCAUGGACGUCUGCACCUUCAUAUUCGGCUACCUGAUCCCAGUCCUCAUUCUCGGCAUCACGUACGCCCGCACCAUCCGCUACCUCUGGACCUCAGUGGACCCCAUGCAGGACAUGUCGGAAUCCCGCAAGGCCAAGCGCAAGGUGUCCAAGAUGAUAAUCAUCGUUGCUGCGCUCUUCUGUUUAUGUUGGCUGCCACAUCACCUGGUUAUCUUGUGCAUGUGGUUCGGCCACUUCCCGCUCAACCACACGACCUACGUCCUCCGCAUUCUCUCUCACCUGGUGGCGUACACCAACUCCUGCCUGAACCCCAUCGUCUACGCCCUGGUGUCUAAACACUUUCGAAAGGGCUUCAAGAAGGUGUUUGGCUGCGCGUUUCGUAAUCGGGUCGUAAAGCGGAUCCACACCGUGCAGCCGGCACAGACAGUGAGCCUGAUGGAAGCUGCUUCAUGCGAAGGAUCCAAUCAUAGCGACGGGUCAAACCGGGGUCGUCUCUGGAGCAAAAGUAGCAAGAAGAUGAUGACGAGUGCCUUCAUGACAUUUAAUGUGACAUAA
Sinocyclocheilus rhinocerous is the source of this 762-nucleotide messenger RNA. Its product is annotated as galanin receptor type 2-like. Bases 1 to 762 code for a protein of 253 amino acids. Gene Ontology annotation, cellular component: plasma membrane. The record is from RefSeq and is a predicted model, not a curated record. Gene Ontology annotation, biological process: G protein-coupled receptor signaling pathway. Gene Ontology annotation, molecular function: G protein-coupled receptor activity. The transcript has 2 exons. NCBI's taxonomy places the organism in Eukaryota, Metazoa, Chordata, Actinopteri, Cypriniformes, Cyprinidae.